UACGAUUUGGGAUGCUAGAGUUAUGUCAGAAAAAUAAUUGUAUUGGUGAUAAACCAAUUGGAUAUAAUAUUUAAAAUGAAUCACGAGGAGAUAAAAUCUGUGGUACAGGAAAAGUUUCUAUCGAGUGAACGAGUAACAGCAUUUCUAUGCGAUGCAAAAGUGCUCCACCCGGAAUGGGUAAAAAAGGACAGGCUCUUAGCAAUCGUGGAAUAUGGAGAUGAGAAAGCUGUUUUUUGUUUAUUUACGUCAUGUUACCCACCGAAAUCCUUCACUGACUUAUCUAUAGAAAUAGUACUGCCAAUUGACAAUAGUUUUAAGUGUGAAAUAGACAACAAACCUUCAGAUCCUGAGGCAAUUUUGUACCUGAAUUUACAGUCACGUAAUAAUAAAUUUAAGUUUGAAAUCCAAAUGACUCCUCGCGUAGAUAACUUUGUGGAUGAUUUGUUUCGAGGUAUAGAAGCUGUUAACAAAGUACAUAUACAGCCCGAGUUUGUUUGGCUGAAAAAAUACAAUGGUAAAAAUGAAGAUGACAUCUUAGCUCAUAGCCUGGUCGUCCCACGGGGUGGCGUCACACAACCACAAGCUCCCGUAGCAAUCAGAGAGAGUCUCAUAAAGCGGAAAAUGUGUGAUAAAGAAUUUGAUUAUACAUUUACCAAAAAAUUUACAAUCUUCUGUGGGACUUGGAAUGUUAAUGAUAAAUCUCCUGUAAUACCACUUAAGGAUUGGUUAUGUGUAGAUAAAGAGCCUCCCGAUAUUUACGCAGUUGGUUUUCAAGAAUUAGAUCUCUCCAAGGAAACUUUUCUUUUUGAUCAAACACUUAGAGAAGAUGAAUGGUACCAUGCAGUUGUGACAUAUGUUGAUAAAAGAGCUAAAUAUGUUAAGGUAGAAAAAGUGAGGCUAGUGGGUAUGUUGCUGAUUGUCCUUAUCAAAGAGAAACACUAUUCUCAUGUCCGUAAUGUCAUUUGUGACACGGUUGGAACAGGUAUUAUGGGUAAAAUGGGAAACAAAGGUGGAGUGUCAAUAAGGUUUGACUUACAUAAUACCUCUAUAUGUUUCGUUAAUUCUCAUUUAGCUGCGCAUGUUGAAGAGUAUGAAAGAAGAAAUCAAGACUUCAGAGACAUUUGCAAUAGAACAAGGUUUGCACAGCUUAAUCAACAGCCAAAAGCAAUUAAAGAUCAUGACCACAUUUACUGGCUGGGAGAUCUUAAUUAUCGUAUCACUGAACUAGAUCCGCAAAGUGUUAAAAAGUUUGUCAGUGAAAAUAAUUUUGCACCUGUCUUGGAGUGGGAUCAGUUAAAACAACAGCAUAAGAAUAGUAAUGUAUUUGCCGGAUACUUAGAGGGCAUCAUUAACUUUAAACCAACUUACAAAUAUGAUCCAGGAACUGAUAAUUGGGAUUCAAGUGAGAAAAACCGUGCACCCGCUUGGUGUGAUAGAAUUUUUUGGAAGGGUGAAAACAUUACACAACUAGCUUACAGAAGUCAUCCAACAUUAAACAUAAGUGACCAUAAGCCUGUGUCCGCAAUAUUCACAUCAGAAAUCAAAAUAAUUGAUGAGGAAAAAUAUAGAAAAGUGUAUGAGGAAGUUAUAAAACAAUUAGAUAAACUUGAAAAUGAACUCAUACCACAAGUAAAGGUUGAUGUGACCGAAAUAGACUUUGGCACAGUUAGGUACUUAGAACUGCAAGUAAGAACAAUUAUAAUAAAGAACACUGGCAAAUUGCCUGUAGAGUUUGAAUUUAUCAAGAAACUUGAUGAAGCAAAUUUCUGCAAAGAAUGGCUUAUUGUUGAACCUUACAAAAAAUGUAUUUGUGCUGAUGAGUCAUGUGAAAUUCAACUUAAAGUACUUAUAAAUAAAACUUCAGCAUGUAAAAUGAACGCUGGAACUGACAAAUUGUAUGACAUUUUAGUUCUCCAUUUAUAUGGUGGGAAAGAUAUUUUCAUCACAGUAAAUGGAACCUACCAAAGAAGUUGCUUUGGAUGUUCAAUUGAAGUACUAGUCAACUUAAACAUCCCAAUAAGAGAAGUACCUGUUGGAAAACUCAUAGAACUUGAAAGCAAGAGAGACCAAUGUGUUUCCAACCAGUCAACAUAUUCUAUACCAAAAGAAAUAUGGUUUUUAGUUGACCACAUUUAUCUACAUGGCUUAAAAGAGCCCAAUCUGUUUGAACAGCCAGGUUUACAUUCAGAAGUGUUGCAGAUAAGAGACUGGUUGGAUAGUGGGUCCAUAGAUCCUAUACCAGGAAGUAUACAUUCAGUUGCUGAAGCACUUCUCUUAUUAUUAGAGAGUACAGCAGAUCCAAUUAUCCCCUAUAAUCUCCAGUCUGUGUGUCUCAGAGCAUCUGCAAACUAUUUACAAUGUAAGCAGAUUAUAAUGGAAUUGCCAGAGUUUAGAAAAAAUGUCUUCCUAUAUUUAUGUGAGUUUUUACAAGAGGCUUUACAGCAUAGCGCCGAAAAUGGAUUAGAUUCGAAAACGUUAUCGACUCUUUUUGGUGCAAUAUUUCUAAGAGAUAAUCCUAACUUGAUGCAAGAGCCGCAAUCUCGGAUAAACAAACAAGUUAUAGAUAAAAAGAAAGCUCAGUUUGUUUACCACUUCCUUAUAAAUGAUCACAGCGACUUAAUAUUUUCCAGAUAGUUAUAUUGAUAUUGUAAAUAUUUAUUUUAGUUAUUGAAAUACUCACAACAUUCUUCAUUAAUGACUUUAGUUUUAUUUAUUUCUAGUUAUAGCUUUUAAAUGUCGACAAAUUAAUAUCUUACAAUUGACAAUUUUCUAUGUGUGAUGGAUGUAUAGCAAAGGGGCAUUUAUAGAAGUUUAGACUUUUCUCAUGAUUCAUUGCUUUAUUUGUAAUUAAUAUCAUACCUAUAGCAUUGUUUAGUUAUUAUUAUAAUUACAACGAAUAGUUAUACCAAGUGGCCAAUCAAAAGUUUUAAGAAUAGUGUUUAUUUAAUCUUAAUAUAUCCAUGAAACCAUAUUAUAUAUAAAAGAAAAUACCUAUGUAUUUAAAUAUUAUUUUUUAUUUAUGACAAAAUUUUGAUAUUAUUUAUCAAACUACUACUAAUAAUACCUUUUAUAUGUAACUGACACAUGUAUAAUAGUGUCAAGAAGUUAUUGCUACUAAAUGACCGUAAAAGUAGGUAUGAUGUAGAUGGUGUUAGUAGAAUAUGUGAUCAUACAGAAAUAGUUCAAAACAUGUUAGUUCAUUGUGUAUUUGAUAAUUAUUUUAUUAACUUAUUAUAUAUAUUCAUUUUUAAUCUACAUUGUUGUCUUUAUUCAAUAUAUAUUUCAUCUGUCGUAAUAAUUCCACCAAAUUCAUUUCCAAUUAUGUGCUUAAAACUAAACACAAUAUAUAAAUGAAAAUGUGUUAGAAAAAUAUAAAAAAAUAUUCAUUAUAUUUUACAAUCAUUCAUAAAAGUUAUUGCUGCUAAUUGAAUAUUACCAAUAUAAAAUUGUAUAUCAAUAAUAAAAUAGG
Molecule: messenger RNA, 3469 nt
Organism: Vanessa atalanta (red admiral)
Lineage: Eukaryota; Metazoa; Arthropoda; Insecta; Lepidoptera; Nymphalidae
Gene: Ocrl
Product: type II inositol 1,4,5-trisphosphate 5-phosphatase
Exons: 1
Coding region: 76-2634 (852 amino acids)
Biological process (GO): signal transduction; phosphatidylinositol dephosphorylation
Cellular component (GO): membrane
Molecular function (GO): phosphatidylinositol-4,5-bisphosphate 5-phosphatase activity; inositol phosphate phosphatase activity
Source: RefSeq, a predicted model, not a curated record